Molecule: messenger RNA, 1382 nt
Organism: Sesamum indicum (sesame)
Lineage: Eukaryota; Viridiplantae; Streptophyta; Magnoliopsida; Lamiales; Pedaliaceae
Product: pectin acetylesterase 8
Biological process (GO): cell wall organization
Cellular component (GO): plant-type cell wall
Molecular function (GO): pectin acetylesterase activity
Source: RefSeq, a predicted model, not a curated record
GAAUUAUUAGCCAUCACUAUCUCUGAUCAUUAGGAAAGUAAUCAGACGUGGUCUAAAAGAAUGGAAAAAUCCAUUCGGAGCACGGGUGAUUACUGGACAAAAUUAUUGAUUUGUGCACUCAUACUAUUGACUACUCAAGUCCAUUGCCAUUUCAAUCCCAGAAUCAAUGUUACAUUUCUCGACAAUGCUGUCUCAACAGGAGCCGUUUGCCUCGACGGCAGUCCGGCAGGUUACCAUUACGAGAAAGGAUACGGGACGGGAGCCGAUAACUGGCUCGUUUAUCUUCCGGGUGGUGCAUGGUGCGGCUCAAAAGGGGAUUGCCUUGCCAGGACAAAAACAAUAGGUGGGACCACCGUUAAUGUUACAACCACUUGGUUCGGAGGAAUACUAAGUGCAGACUCACUCGUUAAUCCAGACUUGUACAACUGGCAUAGAACUUUUAUCAGAUAUUGCGAUGGGGCAUCAUUUAUGGCAGACGUGGAAGCAGUGGAUCCAGAAACCAACCUCCAUUUAAGAGGCGCCAGGAUUUUCCGUGCCGUAGUCGAUGUGCUCUUAGCAAAAGGAAUGAAAAAUGCCAAAAAUAUAAUACUUGCGGGAAACUCGGCUGGGGGAUUGGCGACAAUCCUGAAUUGUGAUCGCUUCCGGGCACUUGUACCCAAUGCCAGUAGGGUGAAGUGCCUUUCGGAUUCGGGUUUCUUCAUUCGGGCGCAAAAUCUUCCGGGAGUCGAGAAGAGAGAAAAGGGUUUUGCUGAUGUGGUUGCAUUUCAUGACAUUACAAAAUUUUUGCCCAAAUCAUGCACGUCGAGAAUGGACCCUAGUUUGUGUAUGUUUCCCGAAUAUCUGGUUGGAGAUGUCCAGACGCCACUCUUCCUACUUCAUUCUGCGUUCGAUCAAUAUCAGAUACAAUACAAUUUGAAACCUUAUCCUGCAAUAGAGCAAGGCUGGAAGGAAUGCACCAGCAAUACAAGACUCUGCACGCCUGCUCAAAUAGACUUUAUGAAGGAAUUUCGGACCACAUUCCUACAAACGUUGAAAGCAAUUCCUGAUUGUCCCUCCAGAGGAAUGUUCAUCAAUUCUUGCUACAUUCACGAUUUUCUUUUUUCAAGGGCAAGGUGGAAUUAUCAGGGGCCACCCAGUUUGGGAAAUAAGAUCAUCGAAAGGGUCAUUGGCGAUUGGUACUUUGAGCGGUGUUCAGCCAAAGCGAUAGAUGCUGAGACUGACCAUCCACUGAACUGUUUUGAUGCAUAAAUCAUCGGAGUAUGAAACUCAAAGAAAAAAAAUAAUAAAUAGUUACAUAAUUGUAACGUUUGUAUAAUGAAUGAUGUACUGACGGAAUUUUAUUAUAUAAAAAGCAUUCAUUAUACUACAUGGUUGUUCUUUUU